Onychomys torridus (southern grasshopper mouse) is the source of this 3669-nucleotide messenger RNA. RefSeq names its product zinc finger protein 655 (gene Znf655). The coding region runs from base 341 to 1963 and encodes 540 amino acids. Gene Ontology annotation, biological process: regulation of DNA-templated transcription. The transcript has 4 exons. The record is from RefSeq and is a predicted model, not a curated record. NCBI's taxonomy places the organism in Eukaryota, Metazoa, Chordata, Mammalia, Rodentia, Cricetidae.
ACGCAGACGCCAGCCUCGGGGCCGUGGAGAGUGGCCCCGGAAAGGCUGGCGCUGCUCAGAGAGGAGAGUCUCCGUGACGGGACGGUCGCUAGGCCCGCCUCUCCCCCUGGGUGAGUCCCGGAGCCGUUGUCGCGUCGCCGUGGGAGCGGCCGCUUGUUUGGCCUGCGCAGACGCGCAGGAGGCGCCGCGGCCGCCUGUCCCGGAGCCCGGGCGCGCGGAAGGCCGGGCUCGCGGCCCUGUUUUCUCCUUAGCCUGGGCUCGUCGCGAAAGCUGGGGGACCGGGGUGGCUCCGUGGCGGCCUCGUGGUGGCGAACCCAGCGGCCGGGCCCCGGUGGUAGGGAUGGAGGAAAUAUCCCACGAAGCAGCAGGAUCACCAAGGGUCCAGUUUCAGCCUUUGGAGAGCCAGUCUGAAUGUCUUUCCCCAGAGCUUCAGUUUCUGCAGGACACGGAGAUGGAGCAGGGAUUCCCUGGGGGAUUUCCAAUUUCCAAGCCUGAUGGGAUCUCCCAGCGGGAACAGGAUCUACAGGUCUUUGAUCUGGAAACUAAGAAUAAAGAAGUCAUAAGAGAUGUCUGUUCAGAUGGAGAGACCAGAGAAGAAAACAAGCUGUUGAUCCCUAAGCGGAAAAUUUCAGAAGAAGUACAUUCAUACAAAGUGAGAGUAGGAAAAUUCAAACAGAAUAUUUCCCAAGUUCCUGAGACCAGAGAGGUUUAUAAGUCUGAGGACAGAUUAGAAAGGCUCCAGGAGAUUCUAAGAAAAUUUCUCUUUCUGGAGAGAGAGUUUAGACAAAUAACAAUCAGCAAGAAAAACUUCACCAGUGAGAAGAACAGUGAACCCGAAAAAAGCUUCAGUGUAGACUCUACACUUGAUGCAGAUCAGAGAGUUCUUCGUAUACAGACGAUAGAUGACAGUAAGUAUGACAUGAACUUCACCCAGAACCCCACUGCUGGUGAACAAGAACCCGUAAACCCAACACAGAAUUUUCAGAGUAGUGACUAUAAAGAAAGCAUAAUGGAUCUGUCCCACCUUAAUAAGUGGGAGAACAUGCCUACCACUGACAGAUCCUAUAAAUGUGAUACAUGUGGGAAAACCUUCCACCAGGCCUCUGCUCUUACUAGACAUCAGAGAAUUCACACAAGAGAGAAACCCUACAAAUGUAAGGAAUGUGAUAAAUCUUUCAGUCAGAGCUCAAGUCUUAGUCGACAUAAGAGAAUACACACUAGAGAGAAAUCCUACAAAUGUGAAGUGUCUGAUAAAUCCUGUGAAGCACCUGAGAAGUCAUGUAGCCAGAGCUCAGACAUGCUUCAGCAUAAGAAGGUUCAUGCCAAAGGCAAGUCUUACAAGUGUGGCAGCUGUGAAAGAGUCUUCAGCCGAAGCGUGCACCUUACUCAGCAUCAGAGAACUCACAAGGACAUGGCCUGUAAAUGUACCGUGUGUGGCAGUGACUUCUGCCAUACCUCCUAUCUAGUUGAACAUCAGAGGUUACAUCAUCAAGAGAAGUCCUACGAGUAUGAUGAAUGUGGGCUGGCCUAUGUGAAACAGCAAGGAAACCGUUUCCGAGAAAAGCCCUACACGUGUACUGAAUGUGGGAAAGACUUCAGAUUGAAUUCCCAUCUUAUUCAGCAUCAAAGAAUUCACACCGGAGAGAAACUGCAUGAAUGUAAUGAGUGUGGGAAAGCUUUCAGCCAAACCUCUUGCCUUAUUCAGCACCACAAAAUGCACAGGAAAGAGAAAUCAUAUGACUACAACGAUUAUGAGGAAAGUUUUAGUCACAACUCUGAGCUUACUCUGCAACAAGAAGUUCCUAUUAGAGAGAGAGUCUUUGACUGUGAUGCAUGGGAAGAGAGCUUCAAUCAGAGAGCGCACCUUGUCCAACAUGAAAGGGUCCAUACCAAAGAGAAACCUUAUGAAUGCAAUGAACUUGGGGAGGCAUUUAGUCAAGUUCAGGCCUCAUUCAGUAUGUGAGAACUGACCGCAGAAGUCAGAUAUGUACUAACUGUGUUAAUGUCGUCAGUCAGCUCGGCCCUUGGACAGCAUCAGAAAAAUCAUACCAGAGAGAAACCCGCUGAAUGUGAUGAGUAUUAGGAAGUAUUUUGGUGUUAAAUUCUUAUUGGCUCCUGUAAAUCAGUGCUAGACUACAGAGAACGUGGUACAUUCUUCAGCUUAUUUUCAUACCUUAGUCACAGUUGGAAAAUUUGUACUGGAGUAAAAUUCCACUGUCAAAUGUGAAAAAGCCAUCUGUCAACUACCUUGUUGGUUCAGUGUCACGUUUGUGCCAUGCAGAAAGCCUGUGAAGAUAGGGAGGGAUGUGUGUGCAGAAACUCAGUCAUACCCCAGUGCUUACUCACAUCAAAGAAUCUAUGUCCAAGAGGUCAUUUGGGUGUGGUAAACAUGGUGAAUCCGUGAGCAGGGGUCCAUGUGUCAUCAGAAUUACCAGGUGAGACUCUGGAUAUGACGAAAUGGUAAGAUCAGAACGUCUGUACCAGAUGAGACUGAUAGAAUACAAACAGUGAAACUUAACGCUUUUACCACUCUGUUUCAGGCCUUAUCCAGUAUCACAGUAUUGGAGAGAAAAUGGUUACUUCUGUGUGUAACCAUUCCUAUUUAGUCCUAGUCUUUCCAGUGUAGAAUCACUGAAUCCAGAAGGCAAUUGGUGAACGCAUUUUCUCACAGCAUCCUUAAAAAAGUAUUCUAAGAAGGUACGAGUAUUUUAUUUAUAGAACACAUUUAAGUGAGUUUAUUUUAGUUUGGCCUAGACACAUUCAAAUAUUUUUUUCUUUGAAAUUGAUUCAUGUUCACAGUUUGCCUAGGAUGCUGUCUUUGUACCAAUGUUGACAUAGCUUCUGACAGUAGCUCUGUGGGCUUUCUCUGUUAUUGUCCUGAAUGUCAAACAGUGGAGACUCAGGUCUAUUUUUCUGAGGACCCCACAUGCUGUUGUUUUAUAGCCACACCCUUGGCUUCCUGUUGAUUUCUGCAUUCUCAUAGGCGUCUUUAAAUGAUGUCCUGGUUGUAAGCUUCUCACUAGCUGACACUGCUCUUCUGUGGGAUCUUCUCUCCUGUGGUAAAGCUUCCUUUCAAGAGUUGUAUUUCCACAUCCGCCAUCCAUGUUUGGAGGAUUCCGUCUUCCUGAAUUUGUGGCAGGCACCCAAACACUUGCAAGUCAUGCCCGAGUUUUCAUCUGCCUUGUUUGCAUCCACAGCCCUCUAAAAGAGAUGACAAGGACAUCAGGGAGCCAAUAAGACUCCUGGUGGUCUAGCUACCUUCAUUCAGUGCCUACUUUGCAUGUAUGUGUAUGUUUAGAAAUCUUUUAUAUGCCUGUAUUGAAGGCUAACAAAAUGCUCAGGUCUGCUUUUGAUAGGGGAACAAAGAACACACGAAUCAGAGAACUCUGUAAGAAAAUACAGCCUUCCAAUAAGGAUGUUGCUGUUCUUAGUGCUGUAUCUAGACAGUAUUUCAAGAGAGUGGCAGGUCUGUUCCUGGUAAACUUGUAACCACUAGGAUUGCUUCUUUAUCUGUCUCCCUCCAUUCCCUUCACCAACCCAGGGUAGUGUUUUGAAGCAUAGGGCUUUGUGCAUUAUCGUUCAUGCAUUGCCAUCCUUUGUGUUGAGAUGCAGUCUUACUUUGUUGCCCAGGCUGGCCUUGAUUUCCUGGGUUCACAAAAUCUUCCUGCC